Molecule: messenger RNA, 1137 nt
Organism: Soboliphyme baturini
Lineage: Eukaryota; Metazoa; Nematoda; Enoplea; Dioctophymatida; Soboliphymatidae
Source: the annotation of a GenBank genome assembly
AUGGCCGGCGCAACCCCGUCUAACGGCUUGUACACGGCGUUCUAUCCGGGAUUCCUGUACUUCUUGUUGGGUGUAUCAGCGAUCGUGAGCUUAAUGAUUUCAUCAGCCACCUAUCGUUUGGCGCCGGGCGAAGCAAUCACCUAUGAAAGUGGUAGUUAUUCGACGUCCAGUCUUACGAUUUUGAUGGGUGUUUUGCAGUUCGACGCUAUCACAGUGUUGAUAUCGAAUCAAGUGAGUGCCGGCUUCACUGCGGCCGCUGGCGUACAAGCGCUGUCCAAUCAGCUGCCGCCGAUAUUAGGAAUUCGCGUGAGACGCAAAACAGGAUUUGCCGGCCUCUUUUACGUUUCUUCGCCAGAUCUGCUGAGUCAAAUCGCGCUUACCAACCACGUAACUCUCUACAUGGCUUUAAUAUGUAUGGCAAUUCUCAUAGUCACGAAGGAAUACAUCAACCCCCUUAUUGGACGGCACUGCAGGCUAAAAAUUCCUGUACCUGCAGAAAUCAUGGUGAUAGUACUUGGUAUGCUUGCCGACAGUCUGUUCAGCCUAAACCAGCACUACGGCGUUGCGGUUGUUGGACCAAUUCCAGUUGGGCUGCCAGAACCGACUGUGCCAAAGAUCUCCUUAUUUUCGUCGUUGUUCUUUGACGCAGUUAUCAUCUCAAUUGUCAUUUACUCGGUUUCCCUCUCACUAGCCAGGACCUUCUCAGAAAAGCAUUCUUAUGAAAUUGAUCCCAGUCAGGAAUUGUACGCAUUCGGUUUCAUUCAGCUGUUCGUUUCGUUUUUCACAUGCCAGCCCCCUGCCGCAGCUUUGGCUCGUAGCAUGGUUCUGGAAAACAGUGGUGGACGAAGUCAAUUUGCGUCAGUAAUCUCAAGCAUGAUCAUUCUGUCGGUGAUUUUCUUCGUUGGUCGCUUCUUGGGAACUCUUCCGAAGUGUGUCUUGGCCGCAAUAAUAUGCGUCGCGAUGAAGGGCGUGAUUUUGCAGUUGCGGCAACUUCCGGCGUUAUGGCGCCUGUCAAAGUGUGACUUCACAAUCUCGGUGACCGCCUUCGUUGCUGUUAUUGUGCUGGACGUGUCGAAUGGACUGUUUGUUGCAAUUUGUUUCGCAUUCCUGCUGGUCUCUGUUCGCGGAUUUUGGUAA